Salvia hispanica is the source of this 1132-nucleotide messenger RNA. Its product is annotated as homeobox protein knotted-1-like LET12. Gene Ontology annotation, molecular function: DNA binding. Lineage: Eukaryota; Viridiplantae; Streptophyta; Magnoliopsida; Lamiales; Lamiaceae. Gene Ontology annotation, biological process: regulation of DNA-templated transcription. Gene Ontology annotation, cellular component: nucleus. The record is from RefSeq and is a predicted model, not a curated record.
UACACUAUAUUAGAAAGUUUUAGCUGUAGAGUUGUAGAUGUAGAAAUAGAGAAAGAUGGCGUUGGAGGACCACGACGACCAAAUCCUCCCACGCUACUCCGAUCACCACCACACCUCCUCCGCCGCCUUCCUCGAUCACGACGCCGCCGCCUGGGAGAAGGAGAGAUGCAAGGCCGACAUCCUAAGCCACCCGCUGUACGAGCAGCUGCUGUCGGCGCACGUGGCGUGCCUCCGCAUCGCCACUCCCGUGGACCAGCUGCACAAGAUCGACGCCCAGCUGGCCGAGUCGCACCAGAUUGCCGCCAAGUACUCUCUUCUCCCGCCCCUUCACCACAAGGACCUCGACCCUUUCAUGACACAGUAUGUUCUGUUGCUAUCCUCAUUUAAAGAGCAACUUCAACAACAUGUCCGAGUCCAUGCCAUGGAAGCAGUCAUGGCUUGUUGGGAGAUUGAGCAGGCAUUGCAAAGCUUGACAGGGGUAGCACCGGGUGAAGGAACGGGAGCAACCAUGUCUGAUGAUGAGGAGGAGGAGGAGCAUGCGGACAGCGAGAUAAACUUGUUCGACGAGAGCAUGGAUGGAUCGGACAGUAUGGGAUUCGGCCCUCUUGUCCCCACUGAAAGUGAGAGAUCUCUGAUGGAACGCGUGAAACAAGAGCUCAAACACGAGCUCAAACAGGGUUAUAAGGAGAAGAUCUUUGAUAUCAGAGAAGAAAUAUUGAGAAAGCGAAGAGCAGGAAAGCUGCCCGGUGACACUACAUCCAUGUUGAAAGCUUGGUGGCAAUCACAUUCAAAAUGGCCAUAUCCAACAGAGGAAGACAAGGCAAGACUAGUACAGGAAACAGGCUUACAGCUGAAACAAAUAAAUAAUUGGUUUAUCAACCAAAGGAAAAGGAAUUGGCACAGCAAUCCUUCUACAUCUUCUUCUCCAAAAAGCAAGCGCAAGAAUUCUGCAGGUGACAAAACCAACUAAAUGACCAGAUUUUGAUCAUUUAAACAUACUACUAUAUGAAAGUUGGCUAUUGUAUAAAGUUGUGAUUUUGAAGCCUUGCUUAGAUAGUUGUAUAAUCACGACUUUUAGAAACUUUUCUUUGCUACAGUUUUAAUUUUGAGUCUAUUUUAUUUCUUAGUCUAA